ACUUCUACUUAGCUGUUAACUGCUUUCUGAAAAGCACAACAGCAAACAGUUUUGAUGUACAUAAAACAGGUGUCAUUCGACUAUAUACAGUGAAUUCACUAUAUUAUGGAAUUCACAGCGCAUUUCAAACGCAAGCGAGGCAAUUGCAAAGACUUUAUUAAACUAGCGCCAUUUCCCCCAAAUUCCAAAGGAUUUCGCUAUCAAGGUGUCUUUAAUGGACUCUCUGUAGAAGUAUUUAAUACAGAACAGAAUCUAAUAAAAACUCUACACGAUAAUGGCUGCUAUGGCAAAGGAAGCAAUUCACGCGGAGGCCCGAUUUCUGGAGAGCCCGACGAAACGCUUCUACUUGGACUGGAGGAGGCUUGUGUGUUGGCCUACUCUUUAAACAUACUGGAGAUAAAAGACACGGCGAACAAAGAGAUCACCUGGCAAGCGUACGUGCAGGCAGCACUGGAAUAUGACAAAGAAUUUUUCUAUAAACUGGCUGCAUAUUUGUAUCUAAAAUCAAAGAAUUGGAUAAUUAAGAGCGGCAUUAAAUUCGGUGGAGAUUUUCUCAUCUACAAAGAUGGUCCGCGACAAUUUCAUGCCAGUUUCUUGGUACUGGUGCACACUGCAGACUAUAUUAAUCACCCGCAUUACGUGGGCAAGAAUUUGAAGGGAACUCAACGCGUAGCUGAAACAUCGGACAAAGAUGUGCUCAUUCUGAGGGUGAACGAGCCGAAAGACUUUGAUUCUGCGUUGGCUACACCGGCGGCACUAGAAACCCUGACCAUUGACGAGACUGUGAUACGGCGCUUUAACUACACAUCUUUUGUGCAAAGUAAACAGAAAUAAUAACAAGAGUAAACUAGAUUUUC
This is a messenger RNA of Drosophila navojoa, 857 nucleotides long. RefSeq names its product tRNA splicing endonuclease subunit 2 (gene Tsen2). Gene Ontology annotation, cellular component: cytoplasm; tRNA-intron endonuclease complex. Lineage: Eukaryota; Metazoa; Arthropoda; Insecta; Diptera; Drosophilidae. Gene Ontology annotation, biological process: tRNA splicing, via endonucleolytic cleavage and ligation; tRNA-type intron splice site recognition and cleavage. Gene Ontology annotation, molecular function: nucleic acid binding; tRNA-intron lyase activity. The record is from RefSeq and is a predicted model, not a curated record.